AUGCCAGACGCGUCCCACGCUUCCGUUUCGUGCUGGACCUGUCGGCAGAAGCGGGCCAAGUGUGACAGACUCCUCCCGACUUGCCUCCGCUGUACCUCCUUGAAGCUUCGGUGUCAAGGAUAUGACCGGCCGAAGAAGUUAGUGUGGACCAAUAGUGUGGCCAGCCGAGGCAAGAUGAUGGGAAAAGCCACAUACGGCGCAGAUCAAGAACCGAGUGAUGAUCUUAUAGCAGCAAGACCUUGUCAGUCUGGCCCUCUCUCAGUGGGACACUCUCGGGACACUUUGCGCGAAGCACUGCCGGCAUCAUUUGGCGCGCCAUGGUCUCUCAUCGACCCCGACCUGCAAGACAUGUCAAUUGAUUGCCGGAAGUACAUACGCUACUGUAAGCUGUAA
This is a messenger RNA of Colletotrichum scovillei, 393 nucleotides long. RefSeq lists its product as uncharacterized. Gene Ontology annotation, molecular function: DNA-binding transcription factor activity, RNA polymerase II-specific; transcription cis-regulatory region binding; zinc ion binding. The transcript has a single exon. Gene Ontology annotation, biological process: positive regulation of transcription by RNA polymerase II. NCBI's taxonomy places the organism in Eukaryota, Fungi, Ascomycota, Sordariomycetes, Glomerellales, Glomerellaceae. Bases 1 to 393 code for a protein of 130 amino acids. Gene Ontology annotation, cellular component: nucleus. The record is from RefSeq and is a predicted model, not a curated record.